GUAACAACAACACUAAGUUAGAGCUGGUCAGAGCUCGCAGACCUGGUGGGUCGAUCGUCACUCUCAGCCCCAGUGCCGCAUAAUUGCAACCAGGGCUGAAUGAAGCCUCGUCGUCGUCGCCCAAUCCCUCGGUGCCUGUCGCACCACGGAUCGGUGCUCUCACACUCUUCUGCACGCCGCCGAUUCGUGAGAUACCUGCACAGUUGCCGUCCUUUUUGUUGUGCCACUGGCUUCUGAGACCAGCUCCUUGGCGUCAGUGCAGCUGCAGUCUAUCGCUCUAGUUGGACUCCAUUAGGGGUUCUUCCUCGGGUAAGGCCCUGCAGUGCACUGUAGCAGCUGCCAGUCAAGGUUUAUGGGUCUGGGCCGAGCGGAAAUCUUGUGUGUCAACACGUGAUUCUCGACAGAUUAAGGGCGUCUGUUGCAGGUGUUUAGCAAUGUCUCGGAACCAGGAAUCGAUGAGCAGUCGCUGCUGCUGCUAGGUUGGGUGCCGAAGUGGGAGCUGCGUCCACAGCAUUGUGGUUGCGCUAGAACGGUGGAGGAUACCAUCUAGGUGCUACUGCGGAUGAUUCCUUUGGUGCUGAGAGGAGGGUCGGUUUGAAUAUGGCGAUGAAGUGGGCAGGGUCGUGGGUUUUGGCGACGGUGUUAGCCGUGGCCGGCUUGGCGAAGGCUGCAGUUGUGGAGUACCACUUCAAGGUGGCGUACAUGAGUGCAGCCCCUGACUGUUACUCGAAGACGAUUAUUGGCAUCAAUGGCGGGUAUCCUGGUCCGACCAUUCGUGCCACGCAGGGCGACACUGUGAAGGUUACGUUCGAGAAUCACGUGGUGACGGAGGGGAUUACAAUGCAUUGGCAUGGCAUUCGUCAGAUAGGGAGCCCAUGGGCCGAUGGUACAGCUGCAAUAUCACAGUGUCCGAUUCUAUACGGAGAGAGCUUCACGUACGAGUUUAUCGUUGACCGACCCGGGACUUACUUCUACCACGGACAUUUCGGAUGCCAACGUGCCGCUGGAUUCUACGGCCCUUUGAUUGUGGACUUGCCCAAGGAUAAGCAUGAGCCUUUCACCUACGACGGGGAGCACAUGAUCAUCUUGAACGAUUGGUGGCACCGGUCCAUUGUGGGUCAAGAGCAAGGCCUCGAAAGUAUCAACUUCGCAUGGGUGGGAGAACCCCAGUCGCUGCUGCUGGAGGGUCGUGGAAGAUACAACUGCUCCAAUGUCCCUGAGUAUAAGCCAGCUGGCCUAAGCUGCAAUCAGAGUGAUGAGAGGUGCGCACCCCACGUGUGGAGUGUGGAACGCGGCAAGACUUACCGACUGCGCCUUGCCAGUGUGGCCUCCCUGUCUUCUCUCAAUUUUAAAAUUGAGGGCCAUUCGAUGAAAGUGGUGGAGGCUGACGGACACAGCAUAGAACCCUUCUGGACGGAUAACCUGGAUUUAUACUCUGGAGAGACAUACUCGGUCCUUGUGAAAGCCGACAAGCAAGGCGACAACUUCCAUUUGGGUUUGAACGUACGCGGCCGCAACGACGAGCAAGUCCCCACGGGACUAGGCAUCCUCAACUAUAAAGACAAACCCGUGCAGCAGCCCACCACGCCGGCACCCAAAGGACCCGCGUGGAACGACUUCGAAGCCAGCAAACGCCAGGCCAAGACGUACAAGGCUCUGCAGAACAACCCCGAUCCCACCAGCCACCCGUUCGACGCGAGCGCUCCGGUCACGCGCACCCUGGUGCUCCUCACCACCCAAAACAAGGUCGAAGGACGCAUCAAGUGGAGUAUCAACAACCUGACAUACGCACCCCUCCAGACUCCACUCCUGGCGGGUCUCGUGUACAACAUCAGCGGCGCAUACGACACCACGCCGCCGCCGGACUACCCAGCGCACGGCUACAACAUCUUCGCACCUCCGGAGCCGCCGCACACCAAUGUCGGCAGCGGAAUGUACCAGUUCAACACGGGCGACGUCGUGGACGUGAUCAUCCAGAACGCGGCGGCCCUGAACAACGUGAGCGAGAUCCAUCCCUGGCAUCUCCACGGCCACGACUUCUGGAUCCUGGGCUACGGCGAGGGGCAGUUCGACCCGGCGGAGUCCCCAAAGUCCUAUGAUUUGAAAUCCCCACCAACUCGGAACAACGUGGCCACGUUCCCGUUUGGGUGGACAGCGGUGCGCGUCCACCUGGACAACCCUGGCGCGUGGCCGUUCCACUGCCACGUGGAGUGGCACUUCCACAUGGGCAUGGGCGUGGUGUUCACGCACGGUAUCGACUCCGUGCGUGCCCGCGGGAUCCCUAAUUCCGUGCUGGGCUGUGGCCUCACCAAGCAGCUCUUCUCGCUCCCAUCGCCGUGAGCGUCUCACUUGGAUAUCGUUCAUCCCUCGCUGCAUUCAUCAUCCAUCUGGUUCUCAUCCACCUGCUGCUCCGUUGUCACCUCCCAAUGGGGCCAAACCAUGAAUUGUUUGGGGUGGGGAAGGGUGGUGUUGGUUCUAUGCACAUAAAUGGAGAUUUGCUAGAAAAAUAUAUGUACAUAUAUAUAUAUAUAUAUAUAUAUAUAUAUAGCGAGAGAGAGAGAGAGAGAGAUAACUUGUUGGGAAAGAGGAAAGAGAAAAAGAGGAGGAAGUUAGUUCUUUAAUCCUCUUUUCUUUUUCUUUUCUUUUUUUGUCUUUUCUUCUUAUCCUAUUGUCGUGCCAUCUUGGAAUAGCAAAUUUUGAUUCACUUUUGAAAACUACGCAAUUGGUAGUUUUAUUGCCUCCUAAAA
Molecule: messenger RNA, 2747 nt
Organism: Physcomitrium patens
Lineage: Eukaryota; Viridiplantae; Streptophyta; Bryopsida; Funariales; Funariaceae
Product: L-ascorbate oxidase
Cellular component (GO): extracellular region
Molecular function (GO): copper ion binding; oxidoreductase activity
Source: RefSeq, a predicted model, not a curated record